AUGGUGUCCACAUGCCUGCACUCCCCACUCGCCAUCUACUGUGGCCCUUCUGCAGCCAAGAAGGGGGCAGCCGGGGGCUGGUCAGGCCCAGACAGAGCUCACCCGGGACCUGAGAACCGAGAGGAGAGAGUGCUCGAGGAGAGUGUGCUCCGCGUGCUCGUUGUGGCCACGCCUUCCGGCCGCGAGGGAGAGAGCCCAGGGCCGUCAGGGCACGAGCAGACCUGGGUUCAGGAGUGGCCGGCGUCUGCGCUGCGUUCAGAGGGCGUGUGGUGCCCGGACACCUGUUCCGGGGAGGACAGGAGCAGCGUGGGUCGGGAGGGGAGGGGUGCUGUCCGUACCACUGACGGGCCCGGGGGAGACCCGGGACAGCCCGGCCGCCCGCCCCUGGUCACCACUGCCGGCUGGGCGGAGGCUGCUCAGGCCCGCGGUGUCCUGAGGGAGCGGCCCCAGGACGGGGCUGAAGGCAGGCGGCGGCGGUGGGCGGGACGGAGGCGUACGGGCCAGGACCUGAGCUCGUCCAGGACAGCCUGCGCGCCUGGGCUCAGCGGGUCCGUGCAGCUGCUGGGCCCGCUGGGAGCCCGCUCCUCGUGCGGCGGGGGUGGUAACGGCAGCGGCGGUGGGGGCAGUGGCCAGGGAGGGUCCGGCCUCGGGCAGAAGGCCGGGCCCCCGUCAAAGGUCCCCAGCAUUAGAACCAGCGCACGGACCCCCGACGACCUAGUGCGGAGCAGAGAGGAAGGUCUGCAGCCACCGCCGGCCAGGUCUGCCUACGGGGGCUCCGGGUGGGGUGGGUGGCCGGGCUCCCCGCGUCCGAGCACGGCCAGCGCUGUGGGCUCUGGCUUUCAUGCAGACACACUGGCUCCCCCCACGGCCUGGAUGCGAGGUGCCCGGGGUAUCGGGAUGGCCUUCUGUGCCGGGAGGCCGAGGCGGGUCCUCCCAGAAGCUGUGUCCAGCAGGAACACGCAGGUGUUGCCGCCCCGCCUGUCCAGGGUGAAUGGCUGGUCGCGGCCCUUGCAUUACUUCCAGAUCAUGGCCUGGACCGUGUUCCUGAUUCUGGCCUUCACCACCUUCGGGGUCUUCAUCCCCCUCCUGCCACGUGACUGGAGAUACAUUGCCUACAGUGUGACCGGCGGGAUAUUCUUCUUCCACUUCUUAGUCCACCUGAUCGCCAUUUCCAUCGACCCGGCCGAAGCCAGCGUCCGCUUGAAGAACUACUCCCAGCCUAUGCCGACCUUCGACCGGUCCAAACACCCGCAUGUCAUCCAGAACCAGUACUGCCAUCUCUGCGAGGUCACCGUGAGUGCCAAAGCCAAGCACUGCAGCGCGUGCAACAAGUGUGUCUCAGGCUUCGACCAUCACUGCAAAUGGCUGAACAACUGCGUGGGAAGCAGAAAUUACUGGUGCUUCUUCAGCUCAGUGGCCUCCGCUUCAGCCGGUCUCCUCUGCAUCAUCAUCAUCCUUCUGUACAUCUUAUUCCAGUACUUCUUCAACCCUGCCACCCUGCGCACCGACGCACGCUAUCGGAGUAUCUCCAACAAGGACACGUGGCUGCUGUUCCUCCCGAUCUCCCCCGUGAGGACCAACCCCUGCGUCCUCCUGGCGCUUGGGCUGCUGGUGCUGCUGCUGGCGCUCAUCAGCCUGCUGCUGCUCGGCCACCUGCUCUUCUUCCACCUCUACCUGAUGGCCAAAAGGUUGAGCACGUUUGAUUACAUGACACAGGGCCGCCAACAGCAAAAGUCGAAACACGAGAAAGGGAAGAAGGAUGUGAGUUUACAAAUGGAAGAUCUGUCACAGCCUCAGGACAGCUCCCUGGGAUCCUCCGAGCAGGGAGAGACGCCCAAGGAGCUCCUGCCCUCUUCCCGGCACCCGAGUCUGUGUUCCGCCGCCACCAUACAGCCAGAGGACACCCCGACAUCGCUGAAGAAAUCAGUUGCCAACUUAAGUUCAUCUGUACAGAGCGUGAAGUCCAUGCAACUCUUGCCAGCAGCCCUGGACCACUGGCAGGUCUCCAACCUCAACAUCCAUGCCAGCAGCUGCUUGUCACAGCAGGAAGCUAGUGCCGGCCGAAGCGCGUCCGCAGUGCGAGUCAAGCGGAAGGAGUUCCUGCCCCCGCUCUCCAGGUGCUCCAGCCUGAGCUCCGUCAGCACCGUCACCCCCGAGAGCUCCCCACCACCCCAGAACACAAAGGAUCAGAGAGAAAGAAAGCAACUUCGAGCAGGAGACACGGCUGAAAACCAAGCCUCCGCCUCAGGAGCCCAGGGACCCGAACCAGCCGAGUCCUGCGCCCAGGUGUCCUUUUCCACCGGGAUCCCAGCUGCGGAGUCUGUCCCGGAAACCCUCCAGCUGCUGUCCCCGCUGCAGGGCCGUGACCAGGACGUGUGGCCCCAGAUGCACCAGGACACUGUCCCCAGCCACCAGGAGCCCUGGACCAUGGAGUCCACAGUCAUCAACAUCCCUGGAGGGCUGGACGGCGAGCUGGACGUCCAGCACGUGCCCCGCACGCUGGCGGUGAUGCCGUUAGUCCAGGCGCCUGAAAGCCUGCCUGGCAUCAAGGAAGAGUGCGGGGAGGAGGGGACCCUGGUCAUCAGAGAGAUGGGGGUCUGCACCCCCACGAAGGCCCCUGUGCCCAGCAGCCCCACCCCCGUCACCAUGAUCAUGAUGCCGGAGGACCCUGAGCUGGGGGACAGGGCACCUCAGCUCGUGUAG
Molecule: messenger RNA, 2703 nt
Organism: Bubalus bubalis (water buffalo)
Lineage: Eukaryota; Metazoa; Chordata; Mammalia; Artiodactyla; Bovidae
Product: palmitoyltransferase ZDHHC1
Exons: 20
Coding region: 1-2703 (900 amino acids)
Biological process (GO): protein targeting to membrane; peptidyl-L-cysteine S-palmitoylation
Cellular component (GO): endoplasmic reticulum; Golgi apparatus
Molecular function (GO): protein-cysteine S-palmitoyltransferase activity
Source: RefSeq, a predicted model, not a curated record